Messenger RNA from Lolium rigidum, 1398 nucleotides. Its product is annotated as importin-9-like. Bases 1 to 1398 code for a protein of 465 amino acids. Gene Ontology annotation, molecular function: small GTPase binding. Gene Ontology annotation, biological process: protein import into nucleus. The transcript is spliced from 15 exons. Gene Ontology annotation, cellular component: cytosol; nuclear envelope. The record is from RefSeq and is a predicted model, not a curated record. NCBI's taxonomy places the organism in Eukaryota, Viridiplantae, Streptophyta, Magnoliopsida, Poales, Poaceae.
AUGGCGGCGGCGGACGGGGACCAGCGGUGGCUGGUGGAGUGCCUGACGGCCACGCUCGACACCGCCCGCGACGUCCGCGCCUUCGCCGAGGAGUCGCUCCGCCAGGCCGCCCUCCAGCCAGGAUAUGGAGCUGCCCUCACAAAGGUCACAAUCAACAAGGAGAUCCCUUUUGGGCUACGUCAGCUUGCUGCUGUCUUGUUAAAACAGUUCAUCAAGCAUCACUGGGAGGAACAAGAAGAGAAUUUCGUGCCUCCUGUUGUUUCUGCCUCAGAAAAGGUUGUUAUACGUCAACUCCUUCUUACCUCACUUGAUGAUUCUAACGGGAAAAUACGCACUGCUAUUGGCAUGGCUGUAGCAGCUAUUGGGCAGAAUGAUUGGCCAGAAGACUGGCCCGAGUUACUGUCCUUUCUCUUAAAGUUAAUUGGUGAUCAAAGCAAUGGGAAUGGAGUUCGUGGAGCAUUAAGAUGCCUAGCUCUUCUAUCAGAUGAUUUAGAUGAUGAAUGCAUUCCAAAAUUAGUGCCAGAGCUAUUCCCAUCAUUGUACAUAAUAAUAUCAUCUCCGCACCUGUAUGAAAAUUCUCUUCGUGCAAAAGCUGUUGGAAUAGUCCAUUCAUGUAUUUCCAUGCUUGGAUCAAUGAGUGGUGUUUAUAAGAGAGAGACACUCAGUUUGAUGACUUCAAUGCUUGAUCCACUUAUGGAGCAAUUCUCUAUAAUUUUAAAUUCACCGGUGUUGUCCCAAAAUCCUGAUGACUGGAGUAUGCAGUUUGAGGUGCUUAAGUGUUUACUCCAGCUUAUCCAGAACUUUCCUAGACUACCUGAAGCCAAAAUUUCUGCUAUUCUUGCGCCGUUGUGGCAGACCUUUGUUUCAUCCUUCAAGGUCUAUCACCUGUCAACCAUUCAAGCUUCAGAGGAUGUUGAUUCUGUUGGCUACGAUUCUGAUGGGAGUGAAAGAAGUAUUGAAUCCUUUGGGAUCCAGUUAUUUGAGCUAUGGACAACUAUCGUGGGGAAUUCUCUGUUAGCAAAGGUCAUUGCAGGAAGCAUUAAAGAGUUGGCGUACUACACUAUAUCCUUUCAACAGAUAACUGAAGAACAGGUACAAAACUGGUCACGUGAUGCUAACCAGUAUGUUGCCGAUGAGGAUGAUGUAACUUAUAGCUGUCGUGUGUCUGGAUCUCUUUUGCUGGAAGAGAUAGUCACUGCCUACGAGGAUUACGGAAUUGACUCAAUUCUGGAAGCUUCACAGAUUUGUUUUCGUGAAUCAUGUGAAUUAAGACAAGCAGGUUCUGCCGACUGGUGGAGGCUGCAUGAAGCAUCACUUUUUGCUCUAGGUUCACUUUCAGAACAUCUAUGUGAAGCACAGAGUCCUGGCUCCCCGCUGGUGUAUCUAAUGAGACAGUGA